Molecule: messenger RNA, 921 nt
Organism: Harpegnathos saltator (Jerdon's jumping ant)
Lineage: Eukaryota; Metazoa; Arthropoda; Insecta; Hymenoptera; Formicidae
Product: ribosomal RNA processing protein 36 homolog
Exons: 3
Coding region: 121-813 (230 amino acids)
Biological process (GO): maturation of SSU-rRNA from tricistronic rRNA transcript (SSU-rRNA, 5.8S rRNA, LSU-rRNA)
Cellular component (GO): 90S preribosome; nucleolus
Source: RefSeq, a predicted model, not a curated record
ACCAAAGUUUUCAAAACCAAUUUCAGAACAGACCUUCGAUUAAUAUCGCCGUAUAAAUGUAGUCAAUGUUGGACGUAGUCGCGUGAUUUAUUAUUUUAUGUAUAUAAUUGUAAUUGCAAAAUGAGUGACGAAGAGAAGUUACUUACCGAAGACAAAGAUCAUGUUCAAAUCCGAGAAGAGUUAUCACAGAUGAGUUUUGAAGAUUUACAGAAACUAAAGGACAAAUUAGGAACUAAAAUAUACAAAGAGACAUUAUUUGGAAAGAAAGAGGUGAUUAAAAGACAAUUCAAACGAGAGAAUAAAAACAGGCCACGUGAAAUGUCUGCUAAAAUACCAGUAUCUGGAUUAAGAGAGGUAGUCAAAGUAAAAAAAGUUGUAACUCGAGAUCCUAGAUUUGACAGCAUGUGUGGUACAUUUAAUGAGAAAGCCUUUAAACGCUCCUAUGGAUUUAUCAGCAAAUUACGUGAAAAUGAUCUUAGUACUCUAAAAAAAGAAUUAACACAAGCUACAGAUCCAAGAGUGAUAAAGAAGAUAAAAUAUCUUAUUCAAAGAGUUGAAAAUCAAUUAAGGGAAGAAAAGAGACUAAAGAAAAAGGAAGGAAAACAACAACAGGAAAAAAAGGAACUGAUGGAAUCUAUUAAACGAGGAGAAAAACCUGUUUUCAAAAAGAAAUCUGAGAAAAAGGUUUUGGACCUUAUCUCGCAAUAUGAAGAACUGAAGGAAACAGGUAAACUCAAGAAGCACAUUAAGAGAUUACGGAAGAAGAAUAUACACAAAGACAGAGCAAAAUUAAAAAUUAGUGAAAUGGAAUAGAAUAUAUGUAUAUGUACACAUGUAUAUGUACAAUUAUGUAAACAGGAUUUGUAUGAAAAAUCCAUGUUAUAACUAUUAAAUGUAAUUAAAAUGGUUAUUUUUUGCUAA